AUGGCUACCGCACUGGGGGCUGUUCGAGGGGGACGAUGUCCCGUAGGAGCGAUUCCGGUUGAGAUCCUCUGCGACAUCUUCCUCCGUUCGGCUGCUAUCUCAGCCCGUGUGGCAAUACCUAACUGUGACUUCAGAGGAGGCUGUAGACUAUCUCUCAAUGUCGCUCAAGUUUGUCGCGAAUGGAGAAGCAUCGCUUUAUCGAUUCCAGAGCUAUGGGGUCUGAUCUACUUCAGCAGGCGUCAUGCGCAAACACAGGAUUUCUCUGAGCUUAUAGAGCUCCUUUCUAGAUCAAAUUUUUCCUCUAGCUUCUUAGUCUGUGAGACAUACUUCUCAACGUUGAUUGAGCGCUCCUUUGAGAAACUUGUUUCUCUAUGUAGUCAAGGCCGGCUUGAUUCCUUUCACGAUCGAUUCCUCGGGGUAGACAUUACCGUUUGGGAAGGAUAUGGGGAAGUAGCGUCCUGGCUGCAGCGCUUCAAGCGCCUUCAAAGGCUGAAGAUUAUCUGUGAGGAGGGCGAUUACUGGAUAGAAGAUAUGCCUUCUACUUUCCCCAAUCUUACCCAUCUCUAUAUCAAGUUCAAUCUCAGCACUGAAGCCGAGAGGCUCGUUAAAACAGGAUGGCGCGGCUUGCGUUCUCUUAUCGUUCAAAUGGACGGUGAUCUCUUCUAUUGGGACGCUCAGAAACUCUGUUCCAACUUUCCAGACCUGGAAGAGCUCCUUAUCCUCACCCCGGUCCUCAGGCUAUGCUCAACACCAACUCAUGACGUCAAUCUUACCACCCACUUCGCGCUGAAGUCUCUCGUGGUUAACUGUAUCAUCGUGAAGCCUGAAUCCACCGCUUUUGGAUACCUUGGGACGAUUACACUUCCUGCACUGAAGCAUCUGGUGAUAGACAUAUCCAACCUCACGCCGGCUGAUCUCCAACCCAUGGAAGACUUCGCCGAUCGCUCGCAAGUGCGGCUUAACACCUUAUCCCUAAUCACGUCAACGGCCACUAUACCAUCGGACUCGGACAUUGAUAAAGAGACUUCUCGAAGCAGAGUUCUUCGCGUCAUUCUCAACGCGUUUGGCGUAGAUCGUGCGGAAGUCACCUACGCAUUCUUCAAAACAAGGCUAUGGUUUGAUUGGAUGGCUAACUGGUACAGGCCAUAUGUGAGCCACGAUUUAGAUCGAGACACAGAGAGCUUCCGCCGAUAUAUCACACUCACCGGAAUAUUGUAG
Coniophora puteana RWD-64-598 SS2 is the source of this 1218-nucleotide messenger RNA. RefSeq lists its product as uncharacterized. Gene Ontology annotation, molecular function: protein binding. NCBI's taxonomy places the organism in Eukaryota, Fungi, Basidiomycota, Agaricomycetes, Boletales, Coniophoraceae. The coding region runs from base 1 to 1218 and encodes 405 amino acids. The record is from RefSeq and is a predicted model, not a curated record. The transcript has a single exon.